UGAGAGAGAGAGAGUUCAACUGAAAGAUAGAGUGAGAGUAAGAACCAGAGACUGACAAAAUCCACGUGAAAAAGGAAAGUAAAGAAUGAACAGAAAGCUUAGUUUGUCUGUUCCAGUGGAGUGGGCGGGCUUAGAGUGUUGCUGUAGAUGCACUGUGCAUGGUCACUGUCUCGCCACGAUGCUCAUUUGCAUGCCUCGACUUAUCAGGCAGACUGAGAACUGAUACAGUGUAAGGUGGAUACUCAGACAGUUGUGUUUAGUCUAACCAAAACGUUCCAGUCUAUUCUGUGAGUGGACAGUGGUCUCCGUGACAACUGGACUUCUCCGAACUCGUUACAGAAGAAGGACUUCUAGGUUCUUUGUAUGUUGAGGCGGCAGCUUUCAUCUGUCUACAUCCCAUGUGAUUAAUCUUCUGGUGAAGCUCCUCGUUGCUUUAGGACUCAGUUUACUGCUUCUCAUUUUUAGCAGAGACCACCUGGGUGCGGACUUGUUCAGUCGAACUAGAGGAUCAGCUCUUUCCACCUCCCUGGUUAUAAAGAGAUUUUUUAGUUUUUGGUCAUGGCAGAAGGUGGUAUCUCUUACCCCUCUGUGUUUAUGGUGGACAGCGGUGCUGUCUACCCCCGACUGCCGUCCAAGCCUCCCCCAGCACAACAGAGGCCUGGGAUCCAGAUCAUUCUGUUCCUGCUUGUCAGCCUGGCUCUCUGUGGCAUGGUCAUAGAGGCCUUCUUCAUCUACCACCUCUACCGCGCUGACACUAGAGGGUCUGGAGUGUUUAGUAAGAGUAUUCAAGACCAAUCUGAAGUUGUUACCCUGGCCCCAACCAAAGCCUCUCCUGUUUUGGUGCCUUCAAAACCUCUUGCCCAUCUGAUUGCUGGACCUCCAAGGCGUCAUUCAAACGGGAUCAUGCAAUGGGUCAGGGAGGAACCCCCCUUUGUCUAUGACAUGGACUACAGAGAUGGAAAACUGGUCAUAAAGAGAGAGGGAUUCUACUAUGUCUACUCCAAGCUCUUUUUUAAAGACUCGAUCCACUUCACGCACACGGUCCUCAAAGAUACCGAUCGUUAUCUCGCGAAACCCAUCCCCCUCCUUCAGUCCCAGUGGUUCCACGCUAAAGGCAAGUCAGCGUUGUCCAAUAGUUAUCUGGGAGGGGUGUUCCAGUUCUUUAGGAAUGACUCCAUCUUUGUGACAGCGUCAAACACCUCUAAUGUCAUCCGUUCUAAGGCAUACGAGAACUACUUCGGUGUCGUCAUGAUCUGUUGAUCUCUGUCUCUCACCGUUUGCUGAGGGUAAACAUUUGAUGAAAGAGUUGGAAAGCAAACAUUUUGAAAUCGAUGGAUAUGAUUCAUCAUCGUCACUAAUGCACGUCACAAUUACAUGUACAUUUAGUUAUUUAGCAGACGCUCUUAUCCAGAGCGACUUGCAGUAAGUACAGGGACAUUCCCC
Messenger RNA from Hypomesus transpacificus, 1443 nucleotides. It is a transcript of the gene tnfsf14a, whose product is annotated as TNF superfamily member 14. The record is from RefSeq and is a predicted model, not a curated record. Gene Ontology annotation, molecular function: tumor necrosis factor receptor binding. Gene Ontology annotation, biological process: immune response. Gene Ontology annotation, cellular component: membrane. The transcript is spliced from 4 exons. Bases 559 to 1260 code for a protein of 233 amino acids. Lineage: Eukaryota; Metazoa; Chordata; Actinopteri; Osmeriformes; Osmeridae.